Hipposideros armiger (great roundleaf bat) is the source of this 2372-nucleotide messenger RNA. RefSeq names its product vasoactive intestinal peptide receptor 1 (gene VIPR1). Gene Ontology annotation, biological process: cell surface receptor signaling pathway; adenylate cyclase-modulating G protein-coupled receptor signaling pathway. Gene Ontology annotation, molecular function: G protein-coupled peptide receptor activity; peptide hormone binding; vasoactive intestinal polypeptide receptor activity. Lineage: Eukaryota; Metazoa; Chordata; Mammalia; Chiroptera; Hipposideridae. Gene Ontology annotation, cellular component: plasma membrane. The transcript has 11 exons. The record is from RefSeq and is a predicted model, not a curated record. The coding region runs from base 57 to 1175 and encodes 372 amino acids.
UCCCCCAGAGCGGCUGGGCAUCGGGGCUGCAGUGGGAGGUGUGUGACUAUGUGCGGAUGAUCGAGGCGGACCGUAAACAGUGCCUGGAGGACGCCCCGCUGGAGAACGAAACAGCAGGCUGCAGCAAGAUGUGGGAUAACCUCACCUGCUGGCCGGCCACCCCUCGGGGCCAGGUGGUCAUCUUGGCCUGCCCCUUCGACCUCUCCCCCAUUCAAGACCGCAACGUGAGCCGAAGCUGUACUGAUGAGGGCUGGACACAGCUGGAGCCUGGCCCCUACCCUGAUGCCUGUGGCUUCGAUGACAAGGAAUCAGGUUUGGAUGAGCAGCAGCUGAAAAUGUACUACAGUUCUGUGAAGACUGGCUACACCAUUGGCUACAGCCUGUCCCUCGCCACCCUUCUGGUUGCCAUGGCCAUCUUGAGCCUGUUCAGUCUAGUCCCCCACAAGAUGGCCUUGCACCUGGGGACAGGGUACCAGAGGGUGGGCUGUAAGGCAGCCAUGGUCUUAUUCCAGUACUGCGUCAUGGCCAACUUCUUCUGGCUGCUGGUGGAGGGCCUCUACCUGCACACCCUGCUUGCGGCCUCCUUCUCCGAGCGGAAGUACUUCUGGGGGUACAUACUCAUCGGCUGGGGGUUGCCCAGCAUAUUCAUCAUGGUGUGGAUUAUCACCAGGAUCUAUGUUGAGGAUCGUGGAUGCUGGGACGUCAUCAAUUCCUCAUUAUUGUGGUGGAUCCUAAAGGCCCCCAUCCUCACCUCCAUCUUGGUAAGGCCUCCUCCCACUGCUAGAGAUGAGGAAACUGAGGCCCAGACGGGGAAGCUGGCCAAGUCCACCCUUCUGCUGAUCCCCCUGUUUGGAAUACACUACACCGUGUUUGCCUUCUUCCCCAUCAAUUUUAAGGCUGACGUGAAAAUAGUCUUUGAGCUCGUCGUGGGGUCUUUCCAGGGUUUUGUGGUGGCCAUCCUCUACUGCUUCCUCAAUGGUGAGGUGCAGGCGGAGCUGAGGCGGAAGUGGAGGCGCAGCAACCUGAAGGGCAUCUUGGGCCGGGGUUCCAAAUACCAGUACUCGUCAGGAGGCAGCAACGGGGUCACAUGCAGCACACAGGUCUCCAUGCUGACCCGCGGCAGCCCCAGCGGGCGCCGCUCCUCCAGCUUCCAGGCCGAAGACUUUCUGGUCUGAUCGCCAGGGACCCAGGGCAGCCCCACCAGCCUGGGCGGCAUCGGGGGCAGAGGCCUGCCCCGGCGAGGCCAGCCCCGGCCCUGGGCUCGGAGGCUGUCCUGGCUCUCCGCCCCUGGAGAACGCAGCUUUUGAGCCUCCCUGUGCAGAGGAGCGUGCAUAGACCGGCAGGUGCUUCUCUGCAAGCAGGAGCCCUGAGAGCUCUUACCCUGGAAGAUGUGGGGUGGAGCUCAGUCGUCAGGCUCCGCCUCCAAAUGCCCCCUUGGCCAAUCAAAGACAAGAAAUUCGCAUACUGUCAAGUGACUCCGCCCCCUCGUGACCUAUCUGCGGAAGGUAACCGCCCACCCCUAAGCAAGGCUUGUGGGAAUUAGACUGACAAAGGUCAUGCCCCUAAAAGUCACCCGCUGCCACCACCUCGACAGUGCCUGAAGUUCUACCCUUGCUGUCAAGUUCCUUUGGGUUAAGCAUUGCCAUUCAAGCAUCUCUCAGAGGAUGCAGUCCCCUCCCCCAGUGUCCUCCUCUUAGUUGCCAGCUCCUCAAGGUGAAUGAGUUUCUUGGCCUCAGGCAGAUUGCGGUUGUGACAUGGAGUUCUAGUCCGCGGAGCACAGCUAUAUCUUCAUAGUCCCCGCUGACGUGGAGUGGUCCCAGGAUGGCUGGAACAAUUCAAUGGAGACUGCCACCAGCCCUACCCAUCUCCAUGGGCUAUAGGCUGCCCACCUAUGUGCCAACUGUUAGAACCAGGCUCAGAGAUGUACACUCAUGGGCACUUUAACCUCACAUCAACCCAGCAAGGUGGGAACUCCUGCCCCUAUUUCACAGAUAAGGAAACUGAGAGUAGGUACCUCGCCUUGUCACACAGCAGGAUUUGAACUCAGAUCUGGCUGAUGGGAAAGUGAAAGCACAGACUUUUAACUGCUACCUUUUGUAUCUUGUAACAUGCUGGAUCCUCUUGGUUAUUUGUAUCACCACUAAUAUUGUUAUCACCACUGUCCCUGCAACGCCAUUCCCCCCCAACCCUCCCUGGAGUGUGGCUGGAGUCCUCUGGCCCAUGUGUCAUCUGAACAAGAGCCUGCUGGUUGUGGCAUCCUGUGCCUGCCCUGCACCCCUGUGGCCACGUGGCCUCCUGCCCACACCCCAGCCAGAAGUUCCCCUCAGGGCAGCAAACACACGUGGCAACAAUAAAUGUGUGGUGGGAUUGGC